This is a messenger RNA of Globicephala melas (long-finned pilot whale), 4545 nucleotides long. RefSeq names its product lebercilin LCA5 (gene LCA5). The record is from RefSeq and is a predicted model, not a curated record. Lineage: Eukaryota; Metazoa; Chordata; Mammalia; Artiodactyla; Delphinidae. Gene Ontology annotation, biological process: intraciliary transport. Gene Ontology annotation, cellular component: axoneme.
GAGGAGGAGGCGAUGAACACGCGGAUGACCAUCCUCUCGCCGCGCCGGGACUGACCGUCGGCCCCCCGGAGGCUCCGGGCUGGCGCGGACGCAAAGGCAGAACUCGGCUGAGAGCCUCCGCCACCGCCACUGCCACCGCCGGGCACAGCGCUCCGGUCUGGGAAGAUCGCAGGGAUCCGGAACCCUCCCGCCCGGUCUGCAGAUAAAAGCUGAGAGCUUCCCAACCGCCGGCCAAGUUCUGGAAGCUAAGAAGUCAAGAUCAAGAUGGCAGCAGAUCUGGUGUCUGGUGAGAACCCACUUCCUGGCUUGCAGAGAUCACUUCAGACUGCAGAGAAUAUACAGAGGGGAAAAAGUGUAUUUUCUGGUCCCUCCUGUGAAUUGUGGACCACAGAUACAGAGAGAAAACAAAUUGCACAUACAUGAAUAUUAUCCCCGGGAUCUGAAGACUCUAAAAAAUGCUCUUCAGGAUUGCCAUGGAUUUUUCUGAAGAAAAGAAUCUGUGAAAUUAUGUGAAUAGAGGCCAUUUUUCAAAGCCAUGGGGGAAAGAGAAAGAAGUCCAGGUACUGGUAAAGAAAGUAAGGCAGGCAGACAUUAUUACUCUUACUGUUCAUCUGAUUUUGGAGCUACACCACAGUCUUCUGGCCGGUCAUCGCUGGUCCAUCCAUCCUCACCGGCAAGUAUUAAGGGAAAAAAUCCUAAAAAACAAAUUUCAGACAGCCAAAUGCGUCAUCAAGUCCCUAGGAAACCAAGCCCUAAGGGUCCACCAAACAGAAGGGGAGUCCCAGCGGGAUUUCACUCCCGGGGCCUCAAUAGGGAGCCACUUCGGAAAGAUACUGAUCUUGUUACAAAACGGGUUCUUUCUGCAAGACUGCUAAAAAUCAAUGAAUUGCAGAAUGAAGUAACUGAACUCCAGGUCAAGUUAGCUGAGCUGCUAAAAGAAAAUAAGGCUUUGAAAAGGCUUCAGUAUCGGCAGGAGAAAGCCCUGAAUAAGUUUGAAGAUACAGAAAAUGAAAUCUCACAACUUAUUGCUCGUCAUAACAAUGAGAUUACAGCACUCAAAGAACGCUUAAGAAAAUCUCGAGAGAAAGAACGGGCAACUGAGAAAAGGGUGAAAGAUACAGAAGGUGAACUAUUUAGGACAAAACUUUCCUUACAGAAACUGAAAAAGAUCUCUGAAGCUAGACACCUACCUGAACGAGAUGACUUAGCAAAGAAACUCGUUUCAGCAGAGUUAAAAUUAGAUGACACCGAGAGAAGAAUUAAGGAACUAUCAAGAAACCUUGAGCUAAGUACUAACAGUUUCCAGCGACAGUUGCUUGCUGAAAGGAAAAGGGCAUAUGAGGCUCAUGAUGAAAAUAAAAUUCUUCAAAAUGAGCUACAACAACUACAUCACAAAUUAAAGGAAAAGGAGAGAGAACUGGACUUAAAAAACAUAUAUUCUAAUCGUCUGCCAAAGUCUUCUCCAAAGAAAGAAAAAGAAAUUACAUCAAAAAAAAAUGCUGCAUGCCAGAGUGAUUUUACAAACCAGUGUACAAAAGAAGUACAAACCAGUGAAGACUUCGAGCUGGAGGAAUAUCCUAUAACACCACAAACAGUUAUGUGUUAUGAAAACAAAUGGAAAGAACCUGAACGUCUUUCUUUGCAUCUGGAAUCUCAAGAGAGAGGUGAUCAUGAAGAAGCAGGGAUUCUAAACCCAAUUGUGGAAAGAGAAGACAAAUUUGUUAAAGAUCAAGGACUCCAUGCUGUGAAACAGGAGGCUGAGAAGCUGGAGGAUGAGCGGGAAAGAGAAGAACUUGCUAAAAAGCAAAAGGAAAAGACAUCUUUGUUGGAGAGAGAAGAAAAGCCAGUGUUGGAAACUGGAAGAUACCGAAUGGAAACGUACCAAAUUCAAAAUACUGACAAAUUGGAAGAAGAGGAAGAAGAAAGGCUAAAGAGAGAAAUGCUACUUGCUAAACUGAAUGAAAUCAGCAGAGAACUCCAAGGUUCUCGGAAUCUAAAAUAUCCUUCUCUGCCAUUGCUUCGUGAUUUGGAAUCAAAACUGCGCUCCCCAGAGAGAAACCCCAAAACACACACAUUCUUUGAAUCCUCGGAGAGAUUAUUUAAUGGGCAUCAUUUGCAAGACAUCAGGCUUUUCAGUACAAAAGGCGAUGGUCAGAAUCCGGGCAGUAUCAGAAAACCAGCCUCGCCAGAUGGGCUUGCAUUUGGUAGCUAUGUGCCUUCAUUUGCGAAAACGUUAGGCAAGUCAAGUCCAGUUAGCCACAAGAGUAGCCUUUUGGAUUUCCAAAGAAACAAUAUAGAGAAAUUUAGUAAAGACAGUGGCGAUUUAAUUACAAGAAAAGAGAAAAAAGCUAAUCUGAUGGAACAGCUAUUUGGUGCCAGUGGUGGCAGCAGCAUUUCCUCUAAAAGCAGUGACCCACAUUCUCUGGCUGCCACCAAUGGAGACUUUGACCCUCUAAAUUUUCUCCCUGGGGAUAAAAGCAGCAGGGGUAGGGAAUAUGAUAAUGACAAUGACUUUUUCUUCAGCGAAGGAAGAAGUUUUAAUCCAAAUAGACACCAAUUAAAACAUGCAAACAAUAAACCAGCAGUAAAAGGUGAUUCUGUAGAAGAUGAAAUUGAAGAAGUAGCACUGAGAUGACUGACUAGAGUAUAUAUUUUUUCCAAUUGUAAAUAUUAAAAUGUUUUAAUACAGUAUUUAUUAUAAACAGAGUUUUUAAUAAAUAUUAAGACGUCCUUAUUAAGCAAUAGUUUUUAAAGUAUAAAUACAGCGGAAAUAAAAAGUAGAUCAUAUCACACCGCAUAGCUAGUGUGCCAAGAAUGAAGCAUGCUCUUUUGACUGAAACCGAAAAUAGAGAUGCAUCUUACUUUCUUUUUACAAAUAGGUUUUACCUCUGAAUCAGCUCAGUGGGGAGUUUUACUCCAUUGGCGUACGUAUUCAUUUUCUAUUUUAUCCCUAUUUAUUUAUUUAUUUUAUUUUUGGCCCUAUCCUCUCUGAGCUAAAUACAGUCUUCCUGCUGAUUGUCGAAUGGAAAUGAAGAGUGAGAGGCUCUGUUGGGAAGUGUGGCAAGGCUGAGGGUACUCUUAAGUGGAACAGUGACAACAUGGGGACUUCCCAUUCCUCUGGAAGCAACCACAGUUAAAUGCUACUCAUUUCCCAAUUACAGAGUCUCGUUAAAUCACUUACCUACAACUGUGCUAAUACAUUAGGUUGGAUUCAGAAGAUGUUUGUUUGGGUGGACAGUUCCCUGUCAUGGCUCCCAGAGGCUUGGGUACAGUGUAACCAGUAAUUCGUCUUCUUGAUCUCCUACGCUUUUUAUAUCUCAGUGACUAGAUGUGAGAGUUCAUACCAAAUACACGGAAUAGAAGAAAUUUCAUCCCAAAAUAGCAAGAUUUUCAACUCAAUUAUGUUUCCAGAGUAACAUAACUAGGAAAUUUUAAUACGUACUUUUAAGAUUUGAACUUACUGUCAAACCAAAGAGACAACGAUAGUGUGAUACUAUUGGACUUACAGGGCUAAUUUUAAAGCAACCUUGGUAAAAAUUGUUUAAGAGAUGGGGCUCCUGCCUUGCGGAGUAGGGUGGUUGAUUUUCUGUUGAAAAGUGUUUGGUCUUUUGCUGUUUGUAGCUCACUUCAGCUGCAAAGGAGCUGAUGACCUUGGGUUAUGCUGGGCAUGAUUGGUCUUUAAGAAGCAGUAAUACACCACCAAGCAAGGAGAAAACACAGUUCAGAUGAAGAGUGGUGGAAAUAGUGCGUCAGGGGAAGAAUAAAUAAUGUUGAUUGGCACUAAUUCUAAAGUGAACUGUUGUUUUCAAGAAUUUACAUAUUUGCUCAUAGUACUAUUUCUCAUGCCAAGCAUACAUACUGAUGAGGGGACUAGAGUUACUGUUUUAUCUUGAGUUCUUAUAAAUGCUUAUUAUUGAAUAUAAUUUCAUAAUUCUUUGACAACACUGACCUGGUUAGGUCUCUAAUUAAAAGAUGUUACCACCUAGCAUCUUCUAAAUUGUGUUCCUGUCUGGGAACUGAAUCUCUCAAAAGUGCUAAAGUAUAUUAAAAAUUUUUUAAUAAAGAGUUUUCUAUGACUGAUAUAAAUAAGCAUUUAGUAUAUUGUAAAUCAUUCUAAUAUAUGUAAACCACAAUAUUAUUGUAGUGCAGUUCUUGAUAAAAUAUUAUUAUGUAAUGUUAAUUUUGUUCAUAGCUGCUAACUUUUCAGCCAAAAGUAUUCUAAUUUUUAGGGUUUUUUUUGUUCUAAAGGCUUUUGUAAAAAGUCCUUUAGUAAAGUUUUAUAUUCAGGUCAUUUUAGUUAGUCUCUUGCUUUUUUCUACCUGAUGUUUUCUAGUCUUUUUAACCAGAUGCAAUAAGGCAGAAUUAUUAAAUUAAACCUAAAAUUAAGUUAUAGACUUAGCAUUAUAGUGUUAAGCAUUAAAAUUGGAGAUUAUACAGAACAAGUUUUUCUUUAUGAACAAACCUUAGUGAAUAACUUUCUUUUUCUAAAUGUCAAGUUAAAUUUAUUUGCACUCAGAACUCUUACUAAUAAAAAUGUAAAACACA